AAAGAAACUGAUAUCGUAGGAACGUUUAUGUGCCCAUUGUGUGCAUGUUUAUAAUGUCAUUAAUGUUUUGAGACGCAUGUUGGUCGUCUCAUGAGAUUUGGAAGUUGGGUUAUGUCCGACCUCAAGGUUGGACAAUUUUGAAGGCAGCGACCGUAAGUUAAUGUUGUAGAUUUCUUGCACGCAUGGGCGUCUAAAAUAUCCUAUUAGAAUGGCAGCGCCUGGUGUUGCAUCAUUGAGGCGCAUUUUAACCUGUGCUCCCCGAACGACCGUACUUGACAAUGGUGUUCGGGAUUGGUGGGGUUUUGUGAGGCAAGCGCAUUUGCGUUCCUUAGUUGGGGAUGUAAGUGAGAUUGACUCAACUGGAAAACAUGAGGAUGUCAAGGCUCCGAGACUGCAAUGGAAGGAGCUACCUCCGGUUCCAUUGGAAUCAGCGGUCCGUGUUUUAGAAAAGAUUGGAAGUUACAAUGAAGGAUCCGAGAGUGGUCACAAUAAAUUGAAGAGGCUAACGGCGCUACGAUGGGUUGCCAAGUGCUGUCCCAACGUCCCUCACAGCUUGCUCAACAAGCUCUUUCGUUUGCGGCAGAAAACAGGUGGCCUGUCUACCUUCUCUACCAGAUUCGAAUACAGGCACCUCAAGAGAUUUCUUCCAGUGACGGAGUUGAGAAACCUAAGGACACACGGCUUAGAAAGAUUUCAGCAAAAGAUACACUUCAAGAGGGCGCAGUGCUCUGUAUACCGGCAGCCGUUUCUGAAAGUUUAUAUGAAACGAAUUCAGCAACAAACGUUCCAAAAAUAGCUCUCCAUGAUAUAAAGUAUUUGCGCAGUACAAUUCUUCACAAGGAUGCCGAGAUAAUAGUCAUUAACAAGCCAAGUGGACUAGCUGUUCAGGGUGGCAGUGAUGUGGUGAAAAGUCUGGACUCGAUGAUGGAAGCUGCUCUUUCUUACAACUACAACGAAGGACCUCGGCUGGUUCAUAGGCUGGAUAAAGAAACCAGUGGAGCAUUGGUCCUUGGACGUACCCACCAAAGUACCGUCUUUUUGCAAGCUUUGUUACGGAACAAAACAGAAAAGAUAUCUCAAGCUCCUGGGGGCAAAGUAGUUAGUGUCGAGCGAUGUUAUUUGGCUUUAGUGAUCGGAGUUCCUGAGAAAAAAGAAGGCCGAAUAUCAGCACCACUUGCAAAGGUAGUCUCGGACAGUGGCAAACUUGAUAAAAUGCGGGUAGUCCAUGGAAGUCACCCAAACGCUCAAGAAGCCAUUACAGACUACAAAGUUUUGGGAUCUUCUCUUUUUGGCUGUUCAUGGUUGGAGCUUCGUCCUUUGACUGGGCGCAAACACCAGAUUCGCGUCCACUGCGCGGAAGUGCUGGGCAUGCCAAUAGUAGGCGACUAUAAGUAUGGUUGGCGGGCUCUUCGAUUGUGGCCUCCAACCGAUCGUACUGAGGACACCAAGUCUUCUGUCUUGGGAUUAAGGGAAAGUGGUCAUGUCUGGUCAAGUAAGCCUUAUUUACAUCUCCACUGUCGUCAGCUAAUACUUCCAGACGUUGCACAAGCGUUUAAAAGCCAAUCUAGAGAGCGGUCAUCUGCUCAGACAGGUGCUAGAGUCAGUGGAAGCCAGUUUGCAGAACCAUUAGAAAUUAUUGCUCCUUUACCUCCUCACAUGGUAGUAAGCUGGAACAUGAAACCGCUUAAUGACUUCCCAAUGAUUUGAUGUCCCCCUGCAGCAACAUGCUGACAGAUAGUGUACUUGCUUGAGAGCCAAAGAUGUAUUGAGGUGUUACAAAUUACAACAGCGCUAAGUUUUUGGAAACACUUAGUACUGAAGAAAUCAUUGUAUCGACUUUGGGUUCUGACGAAGAAAGGUUCCCUUUCUUCCUGACAUAGAUACACAAACUGAGAGUGCCAUGUGAACAAGUCCGUGCUAUGUCUUACUCGGCCUGAACAGUGUACUUUGGAGGGUCUAGCAGGACAGCUCUGCACUGGCGAUGUAAUGUAUCAGCCUGCGUAUCUGUGCUGUUCAAGACUUA
This is a messenger RNA of Physcomitrium patens, 2023 nucleotides long. RefSeq names its product RNA pseudouridine synthase 4, mitochondrial. Gene Ontology annotation, molecular function: pseudouridine synthase activity; RNA binding. The record is from RefSeq and is a predicted model, not a curated record. NCBI's taxonomy places the organism in Eukaryota, Viridiplantae, Streptophyta, Bryopsida, Funariales, Funariaceae. Gene Ontology annotation, biological process: enzyme-directed rRNA pseudouridine synthesis.